This is a messenger RNA of Aspergillus pseudotamarii, 747 nucleotides long. RefSeq lists its product as uncharacterized. The record is from RefSeq and is a predicted model, not a curated record. The transcript has a single exon. The coding region runs from base 1 to 747 and encodes 248 amino acids. Lineage: Eukaryota; Fungi; Ascomycota; Eurotiomycetes; Eurotiales; Aspergillaceae.
AUGGAUCAACCAGUUCAACUUCUCUCCUACCAACGCCUCAAAUCAAAGAGUACCUUUAUUAUCUCCCUGCAACAUGGGAACGGUACCGCAACUCCUAUCUACGAAGUCGCAUGUUUAUCCUCGAACCCGAACCUCUCCAUCUCCCGCCUCCAGCCUACAUACCAGCAGCAGCAGCCACCACCACAAUAUGGCUAUCCACCAGCACCACACCCAUACUACCAGCAAUAUCAACCAUACCCACCCCAGCAAUACUCGAUAAACAACCCACCACCACCCACCAAAACAACCAUAGGAACUGUUGCCCUCUCUUCUAUGUCGUCCAAAAUCACCAUCUCAAUCCACAACAUCUCCGAACUCAAAAUGAAGCGUCCGGGCUUCCUCGCCUCUGGCCACCGAUUCACGCACCCUCGCUACGGUACCCUCGAAUGGAAAGAAAGCGAUCUCUUCGAGAAACGCUUCAAGCUCGUCGACUCGAACAAGACCGUACUGGCCCGAUUCGAUAAGUGGAAACUACCGGAACAGCAGCAGCAAUCGAAAUCGUCAAUCUGGGGUUCUUCCUCAUCGUCGUCGUUGUCGAAGAAGAAGAAGGCGUGGGCAUUCCAGAUCUUUAUAAAUGCGGAUCCGGAGCUGUUGGAUUGGAUUGUUGUCAGUGGGUUGGGGGUUGUUGAGUAUCGGAUCACUUCGGAUAAGGAGUGGGAGGAGGAGCUCCUGGGAAAUGAUGAUGUUUGGCCGGCAUUGUUGGGAUAA